Messenger RNA from Closterium sp. Naga37s-1, 1212 nucleotides. Lineage: Eukaryota; Viridiplantae; Streptophyta; Zygnematophyceae; Desmidiales; Closteriaceae. The record is from the annotation of a GenBank genome assembly.
AUGACUCUUCUGUCAGGGCGUCGGCCUUUGCCGCGUGCACUUCCUGAGAGAGGGCGCGCUGCAGCUGGUCUUGGGACGGGGUUUGCUGCUCCUCGCGGAGGUUUUGCAGCGCCAGCGGUGGCAGUCUCCGCUUCUGCCACUCUUCCCGCCCUCCCAUCCUUCACUAAGUGGUCGGCUGAGUUUGUCUCUUCACCUCGCUGCCUUGUUACCAUCUCUUCUCCCCCCCCCCCGCCUCUUUCUCUUCCCAGCUCUCCUCCUCCUCUUCCUUCCGCUCCCCUCCCUUCACUUCUCCCCUUUUUUCCUCCCCUCGCUGCUCCUCCCUUCCCUUCUCUCCCCCCUUCCCCCUCUCUUGCCUUCCCUGCUGCCCUUCUCUCUCCCCAUCUCCCCUCCAUCCCAUCCUCCUCUCACUCCCCCCUCGCCUCUCCCACCACCACCGCUGAGCCAGCACACAUUCCUGCACGCCUCUCAUGCUCCACCCAUCCCAUGCCUCCUCCAUUCCUCCCACCAUCGCCACACCUCCCACCUCCUCCUUUCCUCCCACCCACCAUAGCCAUAGGUCCCUCUUCCCCACACCGGCUCACUUGCUUAAGCUUUGGUGUCUGCCUGUCCUUCCCCCACCUCACACCUAUGCUCUCCCAUGUCGCUAGAUUUACGCAAACUCGCCCUUCCCCGCUGGCUCUCCCUCGAGCCCCAGCCCACCCCCCCUCGUCCCCCCCCCUCUCGCUUCUGGCGCAUGAUUUUCCUACUUCCCCCUCUCCCGCCUUUCCUCACCUCUCCGCCUGCCCCACCUCUGCUCUCCUGCUCCGCCCCCUGUUCCGCCUGCUCCCUCGCCUCGCGUCUGCCAAACUCAAACCACACGCGCCCGCAUCCCCCUUUUUCCCUCCCCUCCCUGCGCCUCCCCUCCCUGCUCCGCCUCCCCUUCCCCCCCUGCACAGCCGCCCCUCACUCCUGCCCCCAUCUGCGUUGCCCCUCCCACUGGCGCGCAAAUAUCCGCGCACUUUCGCGGAGGCGGCGAUAGAGGCGCGCGCGCAGCGGGAGUGGCGGCGGUGGCGGGGAAUUGAUCCAGGCUUCCACCGCCUCUUCGCGCUGCCGCUGCUCCGGCCUGUGCUGCUCGUAGCGACGUGCAGCCUCCGCCGUUGUCGCGGCUGGAAGCCCCGCCUCUGCGCCCGUCGGGUCUACCCCAUCCCAAAAAUGGGGGGUUCCGAGAAGUAG